Triticum turgidum subsp. durum (durum wheat) is the source of this 747-nucleotide messenger RNA. NCBI's taxonomy places the organism in Eukaryota, Viridiplantae, Streptophyta, Magnoliopsida, Poales, Poaceae. The record is from the annotation of a GenBank genome assembly.
AUGACCAUGAUUUCUGAAGAUGGAGAUAUCUCAGCUCUGCUCACUGAACCAAAUCUAGACGAAGAGCAGGCUGUGACUUCCGGAUCCGAUGAUUUCUUGCCUGCUAUUUUGGAAUCAAUUAAGUCAAAUGAAAAGGAAGUCGAACUUUCACCUGAGGAGGCAGCUUGGGCUGAUUCGUGUUUUGUGCAGACUUCUGAACUGUCAGAUGAAGACUGGGGUGCAAUGAAGCAAGCCUUGCUUGACUCCCUUCAAGAGCCAAUGGAAGAUUCCCGUGAUACCACUGAGGUCAUGCUUGACCAAGGCACCCAUGUACUUUCAGAGGCAGAAUCCCACACUCUGCAUGUGGAAAAAGAUACUCAGGAUGAUAAUGUAGACAUGGAGCAACAAGGCAAUAGCGAUGAUGACAAGGAUGCUACUGAGGUUGGGGACGGUACAAAUGUAAUUAGAGGUGCAGAUGAGCAUGGCAGGCAAAUGGACGGAUACACUGCAGAUGAGCUGGUUCCAUCUGAAGUCAUCGAGCAGGCAGAGUCAAGGGAUUCUAUCUUCAAGGUUUGGGAUCUAGACGUGUCGUUCUCCGAGGAUGAGAGCGAGCUCGAACUCAUCAAGGACCUCAAGAAACUCCUCAAGGGCAAGCCUCAGGAUGCCACGUAUCCGCCUCCUGGUGACGCAGCCAAGGCUCUGAGCGAGAUAAACAUUGAUGAACUUGUGGCAAGCUUGAGUAACUUGUCGCUGCAGCGAAACCAGUAG